AUGGGAGAUCAGAUCCUAAAUAUAAUUUUCAAGGUAGUGAAGUUGAAUGUAUGUGGGAAAGUGAACAACAGGGAGCUUUAUGCUAUCGCUCAGGCCGAUUCUCUUCGUUACAAGCUGCUCAGUGGUUUUGCUGUUAGAACGACGUGCUAUAAUAUGCUAAUGUUUCUCAUGGGAAGUGGUUCCAAGGGAUGCAAUGUUAUUUUUAGUAGAGAGCAAAGGACACAGAGUACUAAAUCUAUGAAGUUUAUGGACGGUUACAUGAUCUCUUCUGGCCAGCCAAUGUACAAGAACUUUGACUUUGCUGCAAGGCAUAUCCUCUUGAGGCAGGGUGUUCUUGGUAUCAAGGUCAAGAUCAAGCUCGGUUGGGAUCCCAAGGGGAAGGUGUUUAACAAUGAAGAGUCUGAAAGCUUGAAAAGUGUAAAGAGCAUGUACUUCACCAAGCAACUGCUCAUGUUGGGUUUGCUGCUACUGAAGGACAGUGAAGAAGUAAGGAAGAAGCUAUUGUUGCAUAUUCAAGAAGCUGCUCCUGCACAAUUGGAGUUGCUACUACAAAAGUGGAGAAGGUGUUUAUGUGAAAUCGAAGUUGCUGUUACACAUAGAAGUUACCGAAAAUUGAAACUGCUUCCAUGGGGUGAACUGAAAUGUGUAGCAGGCUUCAGUUCAGGGGAGGAUAUGUUGGAAGGAUCAAAGUUGUUGUACUGCUAUUGUUGGGCUGUGUGA
This is a messenger RNA of Linum tenue, 720 nucleotides long. NCBI's taxonomy places the organism in Eukaryota, Viridiplantae, Streptophyta, Magnoliopsida, Malpighiales, Linaceae. The record is from the annotation of a GenBank genome assembly.